CGUUCUCAGCAGCCUCUCAUACUUGCACCCAACCACGAACGUUACGAACCUUUCUUUCUUUCUUACUCGCCGUUGAACAUACGUUCUGCACAGGCAGGCGCGCCAUGAUCAACUAUAUUCUGCUCGUAUCUCGGCAAGGCAAAGUCCGCCUCGCGAAAUGGUUCACGACGAUGCCUCCAAAGGCGAAAGCGAAGAUCGUGAAGGACGUGACGCAGCUCGUGCUCGCUCGCCGGACGCGGAUGUGUAACUUCUUGGAGUACAAGGACACGAAGGUCGUCUACCGCCGAUAUGCCUCGCUCUUCUUCGUCUGUGGGAUCGGUCAGAUGGAUAAUGAGCUUAUCACGCUCGAGAUCGUGCAUCGCUAUGUUGAGGUGUUGGAUCGGUACUUUGGAAACGUAUGUGAAUUGGACUUGAUCUUCAACUUCCAAAAAGCAUACGCUAUCCUCGACGAGCUCAUCAUCGCAGGCGAGCUCCAAGAGUCAUCGAAGAAGUCUGUGCUCAGAGUCGUCACACAAUCGGAUAGCGUCGAGGAGCAGGAGAACAGCGAGGAUACGAUGGCCCGUCUUGGCUCGCGCGCACUCUCGUGAUCCGACUCAUACUUCGCCCUCGCACUAUUACAUUUUGGAGGACUUGAUCCCUCAGUCGCUGGUUCUCCACGCGAGACCAUGUCCGUUGGGUUUAGAGUUGGCGAAUUCAUGCGGUCGAUACGUAUAUACUUACUUACACGCUGAGGACGGGGACGGGGAUAUUGUACGAUUUUUACAGUAUACAUGGCUGAUGGAUGGAUUGCGGGAAGCGUCAUUUUAUGGGAUAAACUCAACUCAACACAACACAAGACUCAGAAUGCGGAACUUCAGAACACAAGAUGUCAGAUUCAG
This is a messenger RNA of Stereum hirsutum FP-91666 SS1, 878 nucleotides long. Its product is annotated as Adaptor protein complex sigma subunit. Gene Ontology annotation, cellular component: AP-1 adaptor complex; intracellular membrane-bounded organelle. Gene Ontology annotation, biological process: vesicle-mediated transport; protein transport. Lineage: Eukaryota; Fungi; Basidiomycota; Agaricomycetes; Russulales; Stereaceae. The transcript is spliced from 7 exons. Bases 105 to 587 code for a protein of 160 amino acids. The record is from RefSeq and is a predicted model, not a curated record. Gene Ontology annotation, molecular function: clathrin-cargo adaptor activity.